Psylliodes chrysocephalus is the source of this 2979-nucleotide messenger RNA. Lineage: Eukaryota; Metazoa; Arthropoda; Insecta; Coleoptera; Chrysomelidae. The record is from the annotation of a GenBank genome assembly.
AACUAAUGUUGGUCAUCUCAUAAGAUUUAAAAUUUUAAUUCAAUAAUCGGUGGGGGGAGUCUUAAAAAGAAUCGUAGUAAAAGGGUUGUAUGGAGAGAUAUAACUUCAGUAUUUGAAAGUAGGAUUCGUACGGGGAUAAUAAUAAAUAAAACUCAUAAAGAUAUCAUUCAGUUUUUAAAUGAUGCUUUUUAUUUAUUUAAAAAUAGAAUUGAAAAUAUUUUUUAAAAAAUGCCAAUGAUAAAAGUGAAUACAUAUUUAAGAGGGGAAUUUAUAAAGAAAACAGGGGAGACAGAGGUACGAGAAAAAAAAUAUUUUAAUACCAAAAAUGAAAUAAUAGAUUUAGGAACUGAUUUAGAUCACUGGUUUGAAGUUUUCGUAAAAGAAAAAUUUUUAAAUAAGUUGUCUGAAUUUCAAGAAAAAGAUAGUAACUGGGCUCUAGAUCAAAUUAAUUCAGUAGAAAUAAAUAUAAACAAAUUUGAAAUGGGUAUAGGAUAUUCAUCUUUCAUUGAUCUACCUAAUGAAAUUGCUAAAAAACGAGCAUGUAUUAAUAUUAGAAACACUGAUCAUGCAUGCUUCGCAUGGUCGAUAGUCUCAGCUUUGUAUCCUACUAAAAAUAAAACCGGUAGUUUUAAAAUUAAUAACAAUAGACGAUUAGGAAAACACCCUGUGUGAACAAGAUGAUAUUAUUAAUUAACAACAGUCGACAGAUGAAUAUUUGACUAGAUUGGAACAAUUUAUAACAGAUACUAAAGAAUUUGUAAAACUUAAACAAGCAAAGAAGAAUCUUUUAUAUCGAAAACUAAAGAAUUAUCAACGUCGUGUUACAAAAAUUCAAUCAACGACCUAUUCAUUAGAUAACGUAAACGUAAGUUAUGUUUCUACCAAAACGAAUAAAUUCUGUUCUGAAGUGGCAGGAAUACCAGCUUGCGAAAGGGAAAAUUUUGCUUGAUAUACGAAGUAACAAAAGAAGAUGGAAAAGUAAAUCCUGCCGAAAAAUUUAAAAUCCUUAAGAAAGCAGAAUAAUGAAUACACAGUAUUGUGAAAAUUGCAAGAAUUAUUUUUAUUUUUGAGAAAAAUCUGUAAUAGUGUAUUCAUUUUUAUCAAAACUCUUUCAAUUCCAAGAUUUAAAUUCUAAGGAACCGUAUCCAAAAUUAGGUGAGCUUCCAAAAUUAAGUGAGCUUCCAAAAUUAGGUGAGUUUCCAAAAUUAAUUAAGUCUUUUACAUGAAAAAGGCAUACUUUCACUGAAUCUUGGUAACAUUUUAAAUACUUAUAAUGGCUAAAAUACAAAUAAUUAGGGAUGUUCUAUUAAACAAUCAAAGUGAUAUCGGCAGUGACCUGGAAGUGCUAAAAAGUUAUUUUUAAGUAGUAUAAUCAAUCCAUAGGGUCUUCAACUUCAAAGAUGGACUGCUAAGUUUCCUAAUCAAAUUGCAUCUAACCCAGUAAUCUCCAAAUUAGUUAUAUCUAAAAAAUGUAUUAAGAAGGUGGAUUUAAAACAGGAAAAGUACAGUGAUAUUUCCUCAGACGAUUUAGAAAGCACCCUGUGUGAACAGGAAGAUAUAAUCAAUGAGCAGCAAUCGACAAAUGUGUAUUUAAAAAGAUUAUAGCAAAUAUUUUUUUAAAAAAAAAUUAGUUGGAACUAAUUGAACACCAUACAAUUAUUUGUCACCAUCCAUCCGUAGUUAAUCCUGAAGAAGUUUUAAAAGAAGAGUACGUCGAACAGGUAUACUGCGCACAUUGCGAGCAACGGUGCAUAAAGUACAAUACGUAGAGAUCGAAGAUUGCAAAUCUUGUCUCUCAAAAUACACAAACGAGGUAUUAACAGCAGAAUUUCUUACUAAUGGCGGAAAUGACUAAAGAUACUUUAAAUUUAAUUCAAUAAAUAUGACAGACUGCGAUGGAAUUGUGGUCUCUGUUAAAGAAUUGUUCGAAGAAAUGGCUGCUACGAGGAACAAGAAUUAUUCACGACGUUAUGCCAAACAUCGAUGAAAAAACAACAUAUUUAUUUAGUAGAUAUCUUUCAAAAAAAUUUAAUGGAAGACUCUUGGGUCAUUCAUACCGACCAUGCGCAAACCAUCCACGACUGUAUGUACUCCGGAAACAAAUGUAGAUGUGCCAGACUUGGAUGCUUGCAUGUCAAAAUUGGGUCUAGACGGUUUUAUAGAUUCUAUUGCUUCAGUCCCAGAUACCUCUACAAUCUCACAAAGUAGGUAACCAGUUUUUAACGAAAAACGUGUGGAGUAUUAUUAAAAUGAACUGCAUUAAUAUAUAAAGAGAAAAACUACUAAUAAUAAUAUUUAAAAUAAAAUAAUUUGUUUGAUAUGUGGUUGUUGUUUCUGCUUUUGCAACGUCUCCACAACUUCAGUAAUAUUUCAGUAUAGUAUAUUAUGAUGGAGUGUUCAGGGUUAGUUUAGUUAUAAUUUUUAAAACUUUAUUUAACAAUAGAUAUUUUAGAUAGUUGCAAAAAAUUGGCGAGUUAGAGUACUCUAACUCACCAAUUGGAAAAACAUGGGUGUUUUUAAAGGAGAGCGCUAUAUUUAUUAAAAAAGUAAAAAUCUAGAUCUUUUUGGUAAGCUAAAUUUAAAACAAAUUUUAAAUUAAUAUUAAAUUUUAGGUAUCCAUUUUAUUAUAUUUUAAAAUAAAGGCAUAAAAAUAUAAAUUUAAACAUUUUAGUGUCAGAACAAUCGACGUAUCGAAAAUGUAAGGUUUUUUUAAUAUGUAAAUUGGCUAAUUUAUUUUAGGUUAAAUGAUGAUGCUGAGUAAGUUAUAUGUUUAUUAGAUUCAAAUUGUCCACGACUGUUCCUACGCCAGUGGAAAAUGCAGAUGUUCCAGAAUCCAAUGUCUGCCAACCAAGGGAAAAUCUCGAAGACAUCAUCGAAGCUAUUAUUUCUCUAUGAAAGGAAAAUAAAAACGGAUGCCGUGCAAAUAGUAGACGAAAUUAGGUUAAGAACACUAGAGGUUUUCCUAUUGUGACGAUGAAA